Molecule: messenger RNA, 1851 nt
Organism: Exophiala xenobiotica
Lineage: Eukaryota; Fungi; Ascomycota; Eurotiomycetes; Chaetothyriales; Herpotrichiellaceae
Exons: 1
Coding region: 110-1477 (455 amino acids)
Source: RefSeq, a predicted model, not a curated record
UUCAGAUGAUACUUCCUUUUGCUCAAAUCUCUACAGCUUUUCGAAUACAGCUUCCUAUGAGUCGCUCCUUUUACCUCGAGUACCAUCGCCGUCUCUCCGUUUGGAAGAAAUGCUAGGCCUGUGGCCGUCGACACCCAAAUCUCCAUCAGCGUUCGGUUUAGGAGGUCUCACUAUCGAUGACUGUUCCGGCUGUCGCGAUUCUGUUGCUACUAUUGUGCACUUUGGUGAUUGGAUCUCAGAUCAAUCACAGAGUCGAUCUCCAAGCUUGCUCCCACCAGCGCCACUCUUCAACCACCGCGAACCAUCAGUACCGAAGGCCAGUAUGGAGUGUCGGCUUCCCCCAACGCUAGAUGCAAGGUUCGGCCCAAGACAAGUGAACCAGUUAUGUUCUCAGCUAGAAAAGGCUUCCUUCCUUUCGGACUCGCCUUCUUUCCCGGCCACACGAACGACAACACCAGUACCAGUACCGUCUUUGACUCAUUCACACUAUUCAACAUACUCCCUGCCUGGACAAAUGAAUGGUGCUGCCGCUUCAGCUACGGUAUCUUUGACUAGCCCCACUCUCCCUUCUAGCUUGGAGCCUGGCACAAAGAUGGCGAUCGCUAAGACCGCCACGAUCGAGCCGAAUAACAAUGCACUCGGUCACUCAAGCCCUGAACCAACACAAGGGGAGACAAGUCGUCGAGUGUCUGCUGACAUUGCUUUCGCUGGCGAAAGCAUGCAUAAUAAUCCAAGAAGUGUCGAAAUGCAACUCCCCCAACUUGCAGCAUCUCCACCUGAAGUAUCCUACAUCGAAUGGGACGAUGACGACGGUCGACGAGGCCCGUCCCGGAUGGCUCGGGUCAAGAAAAGCCUCGCCGAUCUUCGUGCUGCGGAACGAUUUAUUGCGGAUGUCGGCUCGGCAAAGAGGACCGCGACGUCCAGCCACAAACAGGAUGUGGCAGCAUUGAAAUACUCUACGGUCGAAGAUAGCAUCUCGAGUCCAAAACCAGAAGUGUACCGGCAACCAACAUCGAAGGACAAACAUGACGCUCUGAAAUACGCAACAUGUCCGGCGUCCUUUAAGGACAGGCCGCUACCUGAACUUCCCAUCCAAGUCCAACCCACGCAGCCGGGCGAUAUCGUUAACGUCGACGCUGCGAGUACCAGCAAAGUGAAGAAGGGCUCAGGCGAGAAGCGCACGCUGGCGAAAUACACUGCGCAUUCACCAUGUCUUCCUUUCCCAAAGAGCGGUAGGCGGAGAACGAUCAGUGCAGAACUGGAUGGGCCCUUGCCAGCAUCGCCAAUGAACAUCUAUCUUGCGAGUGAAGUCCACGCUCAGCCGCCAAUGGCGAUACCAUUUCCAACGAUGCGGAAGAGAAAGAGAAUCAGUGGUGUUUCGUUCAAAUCCGGGAGAAGUGAGAAGAAAAGGAAACCUAGGUUCGGCGUGGUGGGCAAAUUGGUCAGGGCAGUUUUGCGAUUUAAGCAAGAGUGUUGAGAAGUUAUGGUGGCAAGAAGAGAUGGUUCUCCACAGAUGCGACAUACUCAUUCCGCGAAUCUUUCGGUGUUGAUGACUUGUUUCGGUUGAUCGAGAUAGCUCAGACUCAAUGUCGGGUCCGCUGGUGGUGUUUCGGCGUUGCUACUUGGCUUGUUGGGUCCUUAUGUUUGCGUGUACGGGUAUGGAAAAGCUCUUAUGCGACAUGAAGGAAUGAUUGACGUCUGCGAGAACUGACGGGCUGAAUUGGUUAAUGACUAUGACUAUGGAAAUGAAGCUAUGAGUGAGUGUAUGAUACCUGGUUAUAGAAUAUCGCAGGUCUUCUUUCACAUAUUGCAUGAUUAGAUGCAUAUUCAGAGGAACGGGGCGUGGUCAAC